Messenger RNA from Phlebotomus papatasi, 1631 nucleotides. RefSeq names its product ethanolamine kinase (gene eas). Gene Ontology annotation, molecular function: ethanolamine kinase activity. The record is from RefSeq and is a predicted model, not a curated record. The transcript is spliced from 4 exons. Lineage: Eukaryota; Metazoa; Arthropoda; Insecta; Diptera; Psychodidae. Gene Ontology annotation, cellular component: cytoplasm. Gene Ontology annotation, biological process: phosphatidylethanolamine biosynthetic process. Bases 351 to 1412 code for a protein of 353 amino acids.
GCUGGAAACUGUCAGAUGAAUGUUUGGCAAAAUGUGUGCAAAAGAAUGCACAUUUUCUGAGGCAAAUUAGUGAUAAUUUAAUGAUAAUUACGUGCUAAUUGCACAGGGAAUGCCAAACAGUUCAGAAACAGAAGACAUCUACACUUGAGGUCAUCAGUAUUAUUUUCUACAGUCAAUUGCUGAUCCCGCACUGAUCAUCCAUCACUAUCAGUCUACUCCCAGCUGUGUUGGCAAGUGUCUGGAGCCAGAGCGCGUGAUAUUUUUUAGGCAAUACUGUAGAAAUUUUCUUUGUGAUAAAACACGUAAAUAGUCGUUCCGGGAAUUUCCGGCUUUUAUCUUUAAUCAAUUAAAUGGAUUCAAAGAGGCUCCUGGAAGAACCUCAAGCCCCCCACAUUCCCGUCACUGUUCAUGAGGCUACAAUCUUCGAUGGAGCGCGUGAGAUUCUCGAAAAGAUCCGCCCAAACUGGAAGCCAGAAGAUAUUGAGUUCAAGCUAUUCACCGAUGGCAUCACGAAUAAACUCGUGGGAUGCUUUUAUGGAGAUCGAGAAGAUACUGUCCUGAUUCGGGUUUAUGGAAACAAGACUGAUCUGCUAAUCGAUAGGACGGCAGAAACGAGGAAUAUCAAACUCCUACACAGCUACGGCUUCGCCCCUCGACUCCAUGCCACCUUUGCCAAUGGACUGGCCUAUGAGUAUGUCCCAGGAGUCACUCUGAAUCCUGAAAAUGUCACUGAUCCCGCCAUUUGGACACUCGUGGCCAGGAAAAUGGCAAAGAUGCACAAAGUGGAGUGUGGGGCCGAAGUCUCAAGGAAAGCUAUGCUCAGAUGGAAAUUAGAGCAAUUUCUCAAUCUCAUUCCCGAGAAAUUUAGCCGGAGAGAAAUUCAUGAAAGGGUAAAGGAUCAAUUUCUCCCUGUCUCUAAACUUCGACAAGAAGUCGAAAACCUCUGUGACCGCUUGGAAACUCUGGGCAGUCCUGUGGUUUUUGCUCACAAUGACCUCCUUCUGGGCAAUGUUGUGUACACAGAAGCCCUCAACCAAGUCACAUUUAUUGACUACGAAUAUGCAGCAUACAAUUAUCAGGCUUUUGACAUUGGUAAUCACUUUACGGAGUUUGCCGGAAUUGAUGAGAUUGACUACGCGCGGUAUCCUUCGCGGGAUUUUCAAAUGCAAUGGCUCAGAGUCUAUUUGGAGACAUAUCAGCAUCCACGAUGUGUGACUGAGACUGACCUGGAACGUCUCUAUGUGCAGGUCAAUCAAUUUGCUCUGGCUUCACAUUUGUUCUGGACCAUUUGGGCACUGAUUCAGGCAGAGCAUUCGACAAUUGACUUUGACUUUGUGAGAUUUGCACAGAUUCGCUAUGAGGAGUAUCUACAGAGGAAGGAGGACUUUCUGGCAUUGUCCUUUGAGAAUUAAUCUUGCACCAAAGCAUUCCAAUGUGAAUCCCACUGCUUUCUGUUAGUUCCAUUUUUUUUUAGAGAAAGACCAAAUUGUAAUUGAAAUUUUAUUAGAAGAUAUUUUGUUGCCAAAAUUCUCAAUUCUAAUCACUGUUUUACCUGAGGCUUUUAUAAAAAGAUUAAAAAAUGUAAAUUUUAUGGUAAAUUCAAUAAAAAAUAGUUGUAAGUGAUAGGAAAA